Molecule: messenger RNA, 945 nt
Organism: Oppiella nova
Lineage: Eukaryota; Metazoa; Arthropoda; Arachnida; Sarcoptiformes; Oppiidae
Source: the annotation of a GenBank genome assembly
AUGCGCAAUUUCGUUAUAUGGCUAGCGGUCAUGGUGUGUAUGUACGGGGCGAGUGGAGCGUUGUCGGGGUCGGCCUACUCGACCAAACUGCGAGGCCUAAAAGUAAUGGAAAGCCGUCAAAAAGCUAUAGCCAUCGGUAUAGUAUUCAUAAGUGUAUUCCUAUAUUCUGUGUACAAUUUCCACGAACGGGCUAACCCGCCGGUGCUCAACAAACAGCGCAAAGUGCCCGUCCAGUCGUUCUGUAGCCCUACCAUGCCGUGUAAGGCCGCCAACUCCCAGUGCCUCAACCACCGGUGCUAUUGUCACGGGAAUUGUGUGUACAACGUUAAGCUACAAAUGUGCGAGUACCAGGUUAACAUUGCUAACUGGGCAUUUUUGUGGUCGUUAUACAUGUUUGCCGGUAUAUACGCGUGCUAUAAGUACCGGGAUGAUAUUCACGACAUGUUUUUCGCUCGCUAUGACCCAGAGGGACCCGAGUGGGAGUUCACACAGAGCUCACAGAUCCCGGUGCUGAUGUUCAAUAACGGGAUCAACCCAUUGGUCACAUACGUGGACACAGCCCUCCGGGACACCAAAACCUUUCUGAAGGGUCGCCGACUCUGCGCCAUCAUAUCGUACGCCAACCUGAGGCCCGUCGAGCACCAGGAGCUCCAGCUGUUGGCCACACAACUACGGCGCCUCAACUACGAGGUGGACCUCUGUCUCAACAGUACCGGCGCUCAGAUCAAGGCAUUCCUCACGAGACUGUUCGGUGAUAGUAGACGUCUGGAUGGCAUACAGGCGCUGAUGGUAUUCGUGUCGUUCAAUGGCAAUCGGGAUCACUAUUACGACGCCUCCUAUGACACCCUCGCGGGCAUUACCCAAGAUAUCCAUGAGCGUAUGUGCCGGUGCUAUGAGCUCCGGGACAAACAGCGUAUGAUUUUCGUGGAUAAUAAUUAUGCAUAA